Arachis ipaensis is the source of this 708-nucleotide messenger RNA. RefSeq lists its product as uncharacterized. NCBI's taxonomy places the organism in Eukaryota, Viridiplantae, Streptophyta, Magnoliopsida, Fabales, Fabaceae. The record is from RefSeq and is a predicted model, not a curated record.
AUGUCUAGCUCAGAAACUGUUGAGCAAUAUUUUACUCGUGUUAUAGACCUUCUCAAUAAGAUGAGAGUCUAUAGAGAAGAUAUGCCCGAUAGUAAAGUAGUAGAGAAAAUUCUUCGCAUCAUGCCGAUGAAGUAUGACCAUGUAGUGACUACGAUACUAGAGUUCCACAAUAUGGACACCAUGACGAUUGCAGAGUUGCAAGGAACCAUGGAAAGUCACAUCAGUAGAAUACUAGAGAAGUCAGAAAAAUCAACCGAGGAAGCCCUAAAAAGCCGAGCGAAUUUAAGCAAUGUUGCAGAACCAAGCCGUACACAAGAAGGACGAGGACGUGGUUUCAAUCUUCAAAAUAAAGAUGAAAAUAUAUGGUACUUGGAUUAUGCUUGUAGUAAUCAUAUGUCUGGUAGAAAGGAGUUCUUUUCUUCAUUAGAUGAUUCUGUUAAAUUAUUAUUGAAGUUUGGUAAUAGUACAAAGAUCCCUAUUGAAGGAAAAGGACACAAUCCAAUUAGAUUGAAGAAUGGUUCUCUAAGUUAUAUUUCUGAUGUUUACUAUGCUCCUGAACUUGAUUACAAUUUAUUGAGUAUGGAAAAAUUAUCUGAGAAGGGAUAUAAGAUGACUUAUCAUGGAUAUUGCACUGUGUUUGACAACAAUGGAAAGUUCAUAGAUAAAGCAAAGAUGACUUCAAACAGAAUAUUUCCAUUAAAAAUUUAA